UCAGUCUGGUCACGUGCGGGUUUGUGCAAUUAACGUUAGCUAGCUACUGUGUUUUCCUUUCGUGAACUGCUCUGUCUUGCCAGACAUAUUUAGUAACGUUAAUGUAUUAUUGCAGAAAUGUAACAGGAGUCGACUGUAGUUGCUAGCAAACGUUACAUAAAACCAGUCUUCCCAAAUAAUAGAAGAGGAGAGAGGACUUAAACGUUACAUGUUGGGCAUUAGCUACAAGCUAACGUUGCAACUAGGCAAUAAUACUUAACGUUACCUAGCUUAGCUGUGGGUUCGCUACUUUGACAGCUCUCAUUACUCGAACACUUGCAAUAUUAGCUACUAACGUUACUACAGCGAACACCUUAGUUAACGUUGCUGAAUUAUCUGGUUGGCAGUGCCGUUGAGCGUUAAACUGGUAAAGAACCCAGCCAUCUUAUUUGAAGUUUUUUAAUUUUAUUUGUACGAACAUAUUUUCCCUAUUUUGCCACAAUGUUCAAGCUUUGUCUUCAGAUAGCUCUACGACCCACCAUCUCAACAAGAACAGUGCUGGAAAGUGUCACGGUCAGAAAGGUUUUGAAGGUGUCCAACUUGCAAAGUUGUUGGAUGGGAACGCUCGGACGCAACGAGCCGCGGGAACCCCUAAACUCUCCGAAAAGAGCGAAAGAAUUCAUCUACAGCCUUCACCCCAAAGAAAGAACAUGUUUGCUGAAAGAACUGCAGAGCUUUGAAUCCAUAGCUAUAGCUCAAGGUAAGAUAACAGAUAUUGCAAGAAAGUUCCUCUCCCAUUUUAUAAUUAUUGACAUUCCUUCCCUCACUCCCUCUGCAGGCAGGGUGAUUUUGUGUUUCCUAUUCUUAUAGUGAUGUCAGGAAUGUUGAAACUCCCCACCCCAAGUUGGUCGCUAUCGUGGUGGGAACAGUGUCCUCCACUUUUAUCUAUUGGGAUAUUCUGGGCAACAUUUCAGUCAUACAUUUGUCAUCCUUAUUUUUAUAUUUUCAAUAGUCUAUGAGGAUAAAGUAAUUUCUGUUGUCAAAUCAACUGACAGGCUACCAUUUUUAGUUAAUUACAUUUUUCUUAAACUUGUUUGACCUGCACAACUAUGGGUGUUAUUUUAUUUUUUUAUCCUGAAGAAGUUCCUAAUACGGUGUGAAAGUGUCCCUCAGAUUUGUAGUUUAACUUUUGUAGCCUUUUUGAACGGCCUUCAAUAGGGGAAAACGUAGUGCAAUGGUCUUCAAGUGCAAAAACUUCAUAAAAGGCAUGUGGCAGAAGUAAAUUCAUCCACAAACACAUUU
Messenger RNA from Salmo salar (Atlantic salmon), 1281 nucleotides. RefSeq names its product transmembrane protein 65 (gene tmem65). NCBI's taxonomy places the organism in Eukaryota, Metazoa, Chordata, Actinopteri, Salmoniformes, Salmonidae. The record is from RefSeq and is marked provisional.